This is a messenger RNA of Fomitiporia mediterranea MF3/22, 1053 nucleotides long. RefSeq lists its product as uncharacterized. The coding region runs from base 1 to 1053 and encodes 350 amino acids. The transcript is spliced from 2 exons. The record is from RefSeq and is a predicted model, not a curated record. Lineage: Eukaryota; Fungi; Basidiomycota; Agaricomycetes; Hymenochaetales; Hymenochaetaceae.
AUGUAUUUCUCAACGAUGUAUGAUUACCAGUCAUCUACCUCCUCUUCAUCAUCGGGCGUUACGACACCUGUAGACGGUGUUCCACCGAGAUUGGUGGCAUUCCCAAAAUCCUCGCCUCCGCUGAAUGGUUUUACGAGCUCAGGCUCCAGCGACUCACCCGCCGAGAAGCGUCGAGCCCGUCGCUCAUCGUAUUCCAGUACAGCUCAAAUACCGGUCCACAGACCGGUCAAGCUCUCUCUGGAGUCUACAAAAGCUAGUCCGAUUCCCGCAAUACACUGUGCUUCGGAGGAUUAUUCCCCGCUCGGGGCAUUUAGUCUCACGAGCUCUGCUGAGGGACAUCUUCGGUCUUUAGUCACACGAGUCGUUACUCCGACGAAAUCUACCGACGUACCUACUUCGAUUACUUCGUCAACCCUUGCGAAGCGCGAGCGAACUUCUUCGUUGCGUUCAUUCGCGAUUCCUUGGUCUCUGGACGACGACAUCGAAGAGGAAGAAGAGACGUUCUGGCCUCUCCAGAAACCGGCUGGGCACUACGAUCUUCCUUCUAUCAGUCGCAGCUCGUCUCCUCCAAAGACGAGCGAUGCAACAAACCCAUUUCAUCCUGAUCCACGAAGGCGGUUUGCAACUGCACGUGCCGCGACUUCCCCAAAAAUGGUUACGCACACCGACGUUGACAGGCUAAGGAAACCAGUACACGUCCGUGCCAACUCAUAUGCUGGUCCUUCGAACGAGACCCGUACGGUGGCUACUCUGCGAGCACCGGAAGCAUCUCACCCACCUCGCACCUUCCUUCGGCCCGCAGCACCGAAAAACAAGGGGAAGAAUGCUUCACCUCCUACACCUGGAAUUGCACAUGCCACGCAAUCGAAAGGUGCUUCAACGCUCAACCCAACCUUAGCCGCUGCGGAGAGUGCUUCUCGGCUUCGCGCAAGGUGUUCGCGAGAGUGCCGAGUCUCUAACGCAGCAGCGGGAUCUGCGCGUCAUACCUGCAGGGAUAAAAAUAGCGGGAAGCGUCCUGCUGCUAAUGUUAGGCCGGUGAUCCCCGGUGCAUAA